Molecule: messenger RNA, 768 nt
Organism: Cooperia oncophora
Lineage: Eukaryota; Metazoa; Nematoda; Chromadorea; Rhabditida; Trichostrongylidae
Source: the annotation of a GenBank genome assembly
AUGUUGGAAUUCAAAACACGAGAAGAACUUCUCAACCAGCCACAGACUGCAGCUGAACAUGAACAAGAUCUCAAUGAGAGCAGUAGCUCGUCGAGCUCAAGUUCAAGCUCUUCCGAAGACUCCAGUAGUAGCUGUUUCGAGGACGAAGAGGAUGAAGAAAAGGUCGAUGCUGACAAAGACCAAAAGCGUAGCCGAAGGGUUUCACAUGGAAGUGUACAGUCGCUCAAUAUUGCCUCGUUAUUCCACAGUAGGAGACGACGAAAACAUCCCAAUCCUAAGGAUGCGGGUACGGAUAUCAGCGAAAUAGGGAAGCAGGAAUUGGCGAGUAUGCCUGACCCCAUUUUCCAUCCCGCUACGUCACCAACUCCACCUCAUUACUACAGAAAACGAACUAGACAUCCAUCCUAUCGGCACAAUGGGAUUCUUCCAGGCGAUGCAAAGCGAAAGUCAUCCAUCUACGGUUCUAACAGUGUAUUGUCGCAUGGAGCGAUAGCAGUCACCAAGGAAAGCGAUGAUCCAUUCAAUAACCGGCCGAACUUUCUGUUGACUGUAGGGCAAUCUACGCUCGAACGCCCAAUUAAAAUCCGUCGCCGACUGUAUGAGUUCUACACAGCUCCCAUCACAACAUUCUGGGCGUGGACCCUGUCGUUCUGCUUGUUUCUGACUGCAUUCACCUACGUUCUGCUGAUACGCACUCCACCGAAACCAUCGUGGUUGGAAUGGUUGCUACUUGCCAUAUGUCAUUGCAUUCGGGAUGGAACACUUUAG